Molecule: messenger RNA, 736 nt
Organism: Gadus macrocephalus (Pacific cod)
Lineage: Eukaryota; Metazoa; Chordata; Actinopteri; Gadiformes; Gadidae
Product: collectin-10-like
Source: RefSeq, a predicted model, not a curated record
AUGGCGCUGAAGAAGCCACCGUCCAGCAGGAGAUCGACGAGUCACGGCAUCAAUGUGACCUUGGGUGAGAAAGGUGUUACGGGCUGGACUGGACCAUCUGGAAUACAAGGAAAACCUGGUACAACCUGUGACUGUGGGAGGUACCGGAAGGUGGUGGGGCAGCUGGACAGCAACAUCGGACGACUGCAAAACGCUCCCAAAUUUAUAAAGAACGUGCUCUUGGGCCUGAGGGAGAUGGAGGAGCGCUACUACCUGCUGGUGACAGAGUCCCGGGCCUUCGAGGAGGCCCUGGUCAGCUGUCGGCUCAGGGGCGGGGCGCUGGCCAUGCCCAAGACCAGGGACGCCAACCGCCUGCUGGCCGACUACGUCAGCGGCUCAGGCCUCACCGCCGUGUUCAUCGGCCUGCAGGCCCGGAGCGUGAACGGCACCAGGACCCAGGAGUACGUCUUCGCGGACUCCAGCCCUCUGGGGGGCUUCGCCGAGGGGCCCCCCAGCAGCACCAACAGCUCCAGCUGCGUGGAGUUGCUCAACACCGGCAGCUGGGGCCCCGCGGCCUGCCACCUCGCCAUGUUCUACAUCUGUGAGUUCCCCAAGACCAGGAGAAGAGUUGGCGCUGCUGGUUGAGGAGGCGGAGGUGGAGGUAGUGGUGGUGCUGGUGGUAGUGCUGUUGCUGGUGGUGGUGCUGUUGCUGGUGGUAGUGUUGCUGGUGGAGGAGGUGGUGUUGCUGGUGGAGGAG